AUGGUCCAGGGCACCCUGGAGCCCGAUGGCCUCGGCGGGGGCUGGGACGGGGAGGAUGACUCGGACGGCGCUGUCCUGGCCCUGCUGGCGCUGGCUGUGGUGGGUGCCACAGCACUGGCCUUGCACUGGUUUGGCUCUGGGCAGGACCAGGAGGCAGCAGGACCCGCACCCACAACCCCCGGGGCCCAGCCUUCUCAGGCGGGAGGAGCCAGGCCAGCCCUGCCCCUGAAGUCCAAGGUCAGUGGUGGUGUCGAGGGACACAGCUCCGGGCAGGGGAAGUUAGACUCUUCGGGACGUGGCCAGAGGAGUCUGGCUGCACCAGGGACCCAGGAUCAGAAGCUCCGGGGAGCUGGAGGUCUGGCUGCCACAGCUCUACCUCCACUCAAGACACCUGGCGAGGUGACCCUUGGAGGGACCUUGAGGCAGCAGCAAGGUCAUGCCAGUGCAGGAGCCCCCCAAAGUCAAGGAAGGGAGCCUCUCAGGCCAGGUACUGCCCCCCUGGGUCAGAGCAAAGUAGGGGAGGUACCUGGCCCCAUCCUGAUACGCUUCACCCCUCGGAGUCCUGGCAGAGAGCUGGCAGGACGAGUGCAGGCAGGAGGCGUCCAAGUCAAGGUGCCAACUCACCAGAGCCUGCUCCCCAUCACAGAACAGGACACCAGUCCCUGGCAACAAGGUGCAGGGCGACCUGGCUCACUAGAGAGAGGCCCCGGCUGCCGGCGGUGGCAGGUGGACCCCAGCUCAGGAGAUAGGAACCGCCACGUCCCACAGCUGGCCUCCCUGCGCCUGGGCGCUGUGGUGAGUGUGUGGGACGCUGUGGAUGCUGCCAGCAGCCUCGCCACAGGCUCUCAGAAGCCCUCUGCUCCCCGGGAGCUGCCUCCAUCACACCCCACACAGCCUGGGCCCCGGGCUGAGGGCAUAGAGAAGGCCUACAGGGAGAGCAUCCUCCAAGCAGCUCCUGUUCUGGCUCUGGAGAGCAGGGAGGCUCGGGGACCCCCAGCCCCCGUGGAAGGCUGGCCCUGGGAGAGGAAGGGUGUUCUUGUCACCAGGAGCACCAGCCAGGCCCCAGGCUCCACGGGCCCAUGGCCAGAGGGGUCUCCGUGUGGACACUCACUCUUGUCUCAAGGGCAGGGGGCCACAGACCCCAAUGACGCGGUAAAGGCGGGGGCUAAUGGCUCUGGAGAUGGCUCUUUCUUCAGCCCGGGACUGGGUGGGACACUGGAGCAAGCAGGCCACCGUGUCAGAGAAGGGGGAGAAUCCCAGCGAGGCCAGGGGGAGCAGAGCAGUGAGCAGAGAGGAGGCGGUGGGGACAGAGGAAAGGCCACUGGAGGCGCCCCCUCCCGGAGUCCCUCAGCCACGCCCUCCCCACACAUCCCUAAGUCUCUUCCACCCUUGGCUUCCCCUCGGACAGCCCGUCAGCACGGAGGUCUCUUACGCGUAGGCCCUACUCUUCUGACCUCCUCUCCUUCAGACUCUUUGUCCCUCAGAGUUAGCCAUUGUCCUGCAGAGGAUGAAGCUCUCAGUGCAGUGCGACCAGCCCCCGCCCCCACCCCAGGCCCAGCCCCCGCCCCAGCCCCCGCCCCAGCCCCCGCCCCAGCCCCCGCCCCAGCCCCAGCCCCCAGUAGUGGGUCAAGGCUUAUGACACAGGAGCCCAGCGUGGCCCUCAAGGACAAGCAGGAGGGACAAAUCCCAACCAGCUGGGAAAACCUUAUUUCCGUGGUUCUUCGGGGUCACCCUUUCCCCAGGCAAGACAGACCCCAGGGGAGAGCCCCAAAGGCAGCUCUCGAGAGCCCUAGAGAUCCCAGCACUGGUGCGCCCUCUGAGAACAGAGAGUCUGGUUCCCCGCCUGAAGGGGCCGCCCCCAGCCUGGAGCUCAGGGAAGGCUCCUCAGACGGACCGGCCACAGGGGCAGACGCGGGGGGCCUGGCUGAGGCGGGACGUGAGCAGCCGCAGAGCCGCGUGGAGACCGAGGAGGCUCCCGCUCCAGACCCUCCCUCAGGUCGGAGAGGCGAUGCCGUCGAGGAGAAGCGAGAAGACCCUGUGCCGCCCGGCGCUGCCAGGCCCCUGGCCGCCGCCCCGCGCCCCGAGCCCAAGCAGCCUGGCCCCGAGCCCUCCGCCCCUGGGAGGGGCGCCUCGCAGCCGGUCCCGCACCCGCGGCGGCGCAGCGCGUGCGGAAGAGCCGAGAGCGCCGAGCGCGGGGUCGGCCCGGCCGCGCCGCGGAGACGCCCCGGAGAGGCUCGCGGGGAGCAGCCCGGCGCGGCGGGCAGCGGGGGGCCGUUCCCGGAGGCGCGGGAAGAAGCCGGGAAGCCCCCGGGGCUGCUGCAGAGGCCGGGGAGCCGGGGCCUGGCCCGGGAGCCGGCUCCGGCGGCCGCUCGGCCACCGCGGCUGGACCUGGGCAACUGCCUGGACGUCCUGGCCUUCGCCCAGCAGCACGGGGAGCCCGGCCUGGCGCGCGAGACCUACGAGCUGAUGAGCGACAACCUGCUGCGCGUGCUGGGGGACCCGAGCCUCUACCGGCAGCUGAGCGGGGCGGACCGCGAGCGCAUCCUGAGCCUCCGGACCGGCCGGGGCCGGGCGGUGCUGGGGGUCCUCGUGCUGCCCAGCCUGUACCAGGUGAGCCGCUCGGGGCUCGCCAGGGGCCCUUGCGGGGAGGAGGCUCCCGCUGCGGAGUCCGCGGCCCCGCCUCCCCGCCCGCACCUGCACGUGUUCGACGCUCGAGAAAACACCUGGCGGCCCCUGACUCAGGUGCCGGAGGAGGCCCCGCUGCGGGGCUGCGGCCUUUGCACCAUGCACAACUACCUGUUCCUGGCGGGCGGCAUUCGCGGCUCCGGCGCCAAGGCCGUCUGCUCCAACGAGGUCUUCUGCUACAACCCUCUGACCAACAUCUGGAGCCAGGUGCGGCCCAUGCAGCAGGCCCGCGCCCAGCUCAAGCUGGUGGCCCUGGACGGGCUGCUUUACGCCAUCGGUGGCGAGUGCUUGUACAGCAUGGAGCGCUAUGACCCGCGCACGGACACCUGGACCCUGCGGGCGCCCCUGCCCGCAGGCACCUUCCCUGUGGCCCAUGAGGCUGUGGCCUGUCGUGGGGACAUCUACGUCACCGGGGGCCACCUCUUCUACCGCUUGCUGAGGUACAGCCCUGGGAGGGACGCGUGGGAUGAGUGCCCCUACAGUGCCAGCCACCGGCGCUCCAGCGACAUGGUGGCGCUGGGGGGCUUCCUCUACCGCUUCGACCUGCUGCGCGGCGUGGGCGCGGCGGUGAUGCGCUACAACACGGUGACGGGCUCCUGGAGCCGGGCGGCCUCCUUGCCGCUGCCCGACCCCGCCCCACUCCACUGCACCACGCUGGGCAACACCAUUUACUGCCUCAACCACCAGGUCACGGCCACCUUUACGGUCUCUGAGGGGACUGCCCAGUUCCAGGCCAGAGAGCUGCAGCCCUUUCCUCUGGGGAGUAAGGGGGUGCUCUGUCCAUUCAUCCUGACUCUGCCUGCCACGGACCCACUGCAGACUGCCCUCUGAGCUGCUGCUCUCCAACGAGACCCUGGGACUGGGAGUCCACCAGCACCUGGGGCAUCGACUGCACAGUUGGGAUCCAGAACUUUCUGCCAUUGUUUCCGGGACUUUCCUUUUCUAUUAUAAGACUCAUGAUUUCCCCCUUCCAUAUCCCCCACCCCAUAAAAGAGAUUUCUCACCCUGGGAGCUGAGGCUCCUUGUACCCCUGAGCUCGUUGGGGGCGUCCCAAGCCU
Messenger RNA from Mustela lutreola (European mink), 3743 nucleotides. It is a transcript of the gene KLHDC7B, whose product is annotated as kelch domain containing 7B. The transcript is spliced from 2 exons. The record is from RefSeq and is a predicted model, not a curated record. Bases 1 to 3516 code for a protein of 1171 amino acids. Gene Ontology annotation, molecular function: protein binding. NCBI's taxonomy places the organism in Eukaryota, Metazoa, Chordata, Mammalia, Carnivora, Mustelidae.